Molecule: messenger RNA, 1301 nt
Organism: Pseudogymnoascus destructans
Lineage: Eukaryota; Fungi; Ascomycota; Leotiomycetes; Thelebolales; Thelebolaceae
Exons: 2
Coding region: 326-1012 (228 amino acids)
Source: RefSeq, a predicted model, not a curated record
GAUUCGGGUGCGUUUAUUUAUCGCUUCCGCUUCCGGCAGUGGCUAGGGGAAGCUAUAAUAUAGUCGGCGACGAUCCUUGAAUCUGUCGUCCUUUGCCCCCCUUCCGUUCCCCAACCCCAGCCGUCUAGGGUCCAUUAAACUUGCUCAUCCCCAAACCGACCCUCCUUUUAAAGACCGACCUGCCGCCCUGCCGCCCUGCCGCUUAUUGCUUAUUGAUCGUCCACAGCCUCAUAAUAUUCCAAGCCAACCCCCCCCCCUUUCAGCCUUCGCAUCGAAAUCCACCGUCGCACGACAAUUAAGGAUCAAACACAGCACCUCCGUCACAAUGCUCAACGUCAACGUAGUUCUCCUCGGCCUCGCCGUCGGCGUCGCACAGGUCAAUGGUCACUUCAACCUCAACUACCCCACCACCCUCGGCUUCGACGACGAGAAGGAAGCUACGGGUCCCUGCGGCGGCUUCAAGCCCUCCCUCGACAAGACCACCGACUUCCACAUCGGAGGCGACGUCAUUGCUGUCAGGACCACUCACCCAAAGGCCAAUUGGUUCUUCCGCGCCACCACCAACCCGACGGCCGCUGGUGGCUGGGUCAACAUCCUUCCUGAGAUCGAGCAGACCGGGCUCGGAUCCUACUGCGAGCAGAACCUGAAGCUGCCCGAUUCGUUUGCCGGCAAGAUAGGCUUCGUCCAGGUUGUCCAGCAUGCUGUUGAUGGCGACCUCUACCAGUGUGCUCCCGUCAACUUCGUAAACAGCGUCGCAGCCUCCAUCCCAUCGGCUUGCACAAACGCAACCGGUCUCACUGCCACCGCCUUGGCGGGCGCUGCCUCCUCCGGCGCAUCCACCACCGGCUCCUCGCCAUCCUCUACCACCGGAGGAAGCGCCGCAUCGACGACCUCUAGUGCCGCGGCGAAGACCUCGACGGGUGCAGCGUCGGCGAUCGGUGGGAGUGACGUGUUGGGCGCUUUCGGCGCUGCUGCCAUGUCUCUUGCGGCGCUGUUUGCGCUUGUCCUAUAAUACCCUGUUUGAUAUGGAGUUUGAGAGCAGAUGGCCUUGGGAUAGGGCUUUUUUUGUAACUUAAAAGAAUAAUGGAUCGAUGAAAUAUUUGAAAUUGUCGCGGACACUAAUGAACUGGCUUGUUCAAUGCCUUGCUUUGCAUUUGUUUUAGUGACUCUGUUAUGACGAGAGUCGCAAAUACGGCUGCGGUGUAAAAUAGAACGGGUGUACAUAAAUAACCAUGGUAGUACCGUCGCGCAUAUGUCUUGGUAGCCCUUGCUUACCGUUCUCGCAAGUAAAAGAAGCCAUA